AUGAACUACACAAUGCCGGAGCUGCUGCAGCGCAUACUUCCACCCGACACAAUUCCACUGAGUGGGUUUGAGCAGGUUGGCCACAUUGCGCACGUGAAUCUCUCCGCUGCGCACGUGCCACACCAGGCUGCGAUCGGUGCUGUCAUUCUGGACUGCAAUCCCACCGUGGAUGUUGUGGUGAACAAGGUGGACAGCAUCUCGAGCGUGUAUCGCGAGUUCAAGAUGGAGAUCAUCGCCCGGCGCCGUGCCGACCCCAAGAAGGGCCAUACGCAGCAGCAGCAGCAGCAGGAACAGAAGGCUGGGGAGGAGGACAGCGAGGCGGAGACGCACCGCCUCCUGCUGGCGACCGUGCGGCAGCACGGCUGCAUCUUCCGGGUGCCGUACGACCGCGUGUAUUGGAACUCGCGGCUUAGCCACGAGCACACACGCGUGGUGGACAUGAUGCGGAAGGGCGACACGCUCUACGACGUGAUGGCGGGUGUCGGUCCCUUCGCUAUUCCGGCUGCUGCUGCUGGCGUCACCGUGCACGCCAAUGAUCUGAACCCUGCUGCCGCAGAGUACCUGCGCGUCAACGCGGAGCUGAACCACAUAGCGGCGGACACCUUUCACGUCUACAACAUGGAUGGCCGCGAGUUCAUGAAUACAAUUCUCCACCGCGAUGUGUUCUCGGGCGCCCCUGUGUGCGGCAGGCGCCACGUUACGAUGAAUUUACCGGCAACCGCCGUGGAGUUUUUGGAUGUCUUUGCGAGGCCGCCUUGGACCCCGCCGGCGCCCGCAUCGUCAUCAUCGUCAGCGGCGCAGCCGGACAGGUGUGUGCUCUUCCACGUCUACUGCUUCUCCAAGGACGCAGAUGACUUUCUCGGUGACGCGGUCAAGCAGGUGGAGCACUGGCUGUCGUUUGAGCUGUGCAAGGAGAACCUGGAGACGGUGCAUAUGGUGCGAGACGUGGCGCCCGUGAAGCGCAUGGUCUGCGUGAGCUUUACGCUUCCAGACGUGUUUUGGUGCCAGCAUUGUGCCGGCGAGGAGGCGCCACUGAAGCGCACACGCACCACUUGA
Trypanosoma grayi is the source of this 1056-nucleotide messenger RNA. Its product is annotated as tRNA (guanine-N(1)-)-methyltransferase. The record is from RefSeq and is a predicted model, not a curated record. The transcript has a single exon. The coding region runs from base 1 to 1056 and encodes 351 amino acids. NCBI's taxonomy places the organism in Eukaryota, Euglenozoa, Kinetoplastea, Trypanosomatida, Trypanosomatidae. Gene Ontology annotation, cellular component: cytoplasm. Gene Ontology annotation, biological process: tRNA N1-guanine methylation.